This is a messenger RNA of Nematostella vectensis (starlet sea anemone), 1660 nucleotides long. RefSeq names its product ribonuclease P protein subunit p14. Lineage: Eukaryota; Metazoa; Cnidaria; Anthozoa; Actiniaria; Edwardsiidae. Bases 65 to 451 code for a protein of 128 amino acids. The record is from RefSeq and is a predicted model, not a curated record. The transcript is spliced from 5 exons.
ACAGACCGCUGCUUAUAGUGCUGGCUCACGUUCUGGAAUAUGUUUUCUAACACAUGGCAAAUAAAUGGAAAGGUUUACUUUCAAGCAAAAGGCGGAUUAUUUCUACCUAAAAGUUAACCUUGAGUUUGAUGCUGGGAAUGAGGUUUCCUUUGAUAUUUUGACGUUUAAAAGACUGCUUUUGAUUGCACUGGAUUCUCUACACGGCCAGGUUGGCAGUUCAAUCCCUGUAGAUGUGCUGAAGUUUGACCCCGUGCCAUUAGAAGCAGUUAUCAGAAUACCAGAGAGUGGCUUGGUGAAGGUCUGGAGUGCGCUGACACUGUAUGGAUCACACCAGGAAGUCAAGUGCGCUUUCAGAGUGACUCAGGUUUCUCCCCAUUUGAUUGCCUUGGCAGCAAAUAGCAGACAAUGGAAACUUGAUGGACUGCAACAAGAGGUCAACCUUAGUAGCUAACACUUCUUUGGGUACACGGCCAACCUUAGUAGCUAACACUUCUUUGGGUACACGGCCAACCUUAGUAGCUAACACUUCUUUGGGUACACGGCCAACCUUAGUAGCUAACACUACUUUGGGUACACGGCCAACCUUAGUAGCUAACACUACUUUGGGUACACGGCCAACCUUAGUAGCUAACACUACUUUGGGUACACGGCCAACCUUAGUAGCUAACACUUCUUUGGGUACACGGCCAACCUUAGUAGCUAACACUUCUUUGGGUACACAGCCAACCUUAGUAGCUAACACUUCUUUGGGUACACGGCCAACCUUAGUAGCUAACACUUCUUUGGGUACACGGCCAACCUUAGUAGCUAACACUUCUUUGGGUACACGGCCAACCUUAGUAGCUAACACUUCUUUGGGUACACGGCCAACCUUAGUAGCUAACACUUCUUUGGGUACACGGCCAACCUUAGUAGCUAACACUUCUUUGGGUACACGGCCAACCUUAGUAGCUAACACUUCUUUGGGUACACGGUCAACCUUAGUAGCUAACACUUCUUUGUGUACACAGCCCAGUUUGGUGGAGUAUUUGUUAGACACGUGAGUUGUCUGAUACAACUCACACUCCUAUAAUAUCUAUUUCACCAUUCCUUCCUUUAGAAGGUUCACAAAUUACUGUGAUUAAGGACAGAUAGACAUACAGUAUGACCACAUCAAUGGCUAAGCCUUAGCACCAUUGACUUUGAGCAUACAAACAUUUGUCCCAUUUGUCCCAUUUGUCCUAGUGAUGAUUAGGGCUAUCCUAGAACAAGGCAAAUAAAAUAUAUCCUAUUAAAAAUGUAAGUAACAUACAUGAACCAGAAUAUAGUGGAGACAUGAUGGUGAAACUGUUCAAAACAAGUUAUAUUUAUUUCCUUUUUACAAGAAAAAAAGUCAAAAUACAGAAUCCUUCGUCCACAAUGCAUACAACUGACAGUGUAAAGUGAACAAAGUAUUGAAAAUGUUCUGUAGACUACUUUCUUUUUAUUCUUAUUAUUAAUGUCACAUCCAUGUGCCUUCUUCUCUGGCAAAAUGAUCUUUGAUGAAGUCUGAAGAAAAUAAAGAAAACAUCCAUGAUGGUAUUGGUAAAACAUGAACAUUUAGACAAGCGUAACUAAUUGAACGGAGAUUACUUCCUCGAUCCUCGAGGAAACGGAAAGAUAUUAAAGGUAUUUCUUCUUA